Microthlaspi erraticum is the source of this 1320-nucleotide messenger RNA. The record is from the annotation of a GenBank genome assembly. NCBI's taxonomy places the organism in Eukaryota, Viridiplantae, Streptophyta, Magnoliopsida, Brassicales, Brassicaceae.
AUGAGCAAGCCCGAAGAAGUUUUCGAUUUGAAUCCGGCCAUACCCGAUCCAAAACCGCCGUCUCGAUCUUCCUCCGACAACGAUCCCGUCGCCGAUCGGGCUCCGUCUGAUCCCAAUCACGUUUCCGAGGAGCUAAGUGAUCAUCUCAGAAAUGUGGGUUUGGACGACGCUGCGAAAGAGGUGAGUGUGCCGAUUAGUUUCUCUGAAGGUAAUGGAGAAACGGUUUCGAGGGAUCAGAAGGAGGAAGAAGUAGAAGGAAGAGAGCGUGAGAGUACGGUCGAGAGGAGAAUGAUCGUGUAUCCAGUGAGACCUGAUGCAGAGGAUUGCUCGUUUUUCAUGAGAACUGGGAGUUGCAAAUACGGAUCGAGUUGCAAAUUCAAUCAUCCCGUUCGAAGAAAACUCCAAAUUGGUAGGGAGAAAGUAAGAGAAAGGGAAGAGGAUGUGGAGAAUCCGAGGCUAAUGGAGUGCAAGUAUUACUUCAGGACUGGAGGGUGCAAAUAUGGAGAGUCAUGUAGAUUCAGUCACGCGAAAGAGCAUACUUCUGUGGUCUCACGGCCAGAGCUCAACUUCCUUGGCCUUCCUAUCAGAACGGGAGAGAAAGAAUGUCCUUUCUACAUGCGGAAUGGCUCCUGCAAGUUUGGAUCCGACUGCAAAUUUAACCAUCCUGAUCCCACGGCUACUGGAGGAGUUGAAUCUCCCUUGUUGCGUGGUAAUAACAAUGGUGGAUCGUUUUCCCCAAAGGCCCCAUCUCAAGCGAGUUCAACUUCUUGGUCUCCAUCGAGGCAUAUGAAUGGUACUGGUACUGCUCCUUUUAUUCCAGGCAUGUUCUCACAGAACCGUGGAGUUUCUCCUCAAACUUCAGAUUGGCAUGGGUAUCAGGCGCCUUCUGUGUAUUCAUCAGAUAGGAGUGUGCUUCCUUCUCCCACAUACGCGGUGAACAAUUCAGUGGCUGAAACUGGUUCAUUCUCACAAUACCAACAGCAGAUGCCUGUUGACGAGUUCCCAGAACGUCCAGAUCAGCCAGAGUGCAGUUACUAUGUUAAAACUGGGGACUGUAAGUUCAAAUACAAAUGCAAAUACCAUCAUCCGAGAAACAGAUUGGCAAAUAAGCAAACUCCAUCCACUUUUAAUGACAAGGGCUUACCCUUAAGACCUGACCAGAACAUGUGCACACACUACAGUCGCUAUGGCAUCUGCAAAUUUGGUCCAGCUUGUAGAUUCGAUCAUUCGAUACCGCCUACAUUCUCGUCCAGCAGCUCCCAAAACGUAGAAGCUUCUCAACUCGGCGGCAACGGAGAUGAAGUUGAUAGCUGGAAUUGA